AUGAGAAAGUCACUUGAUCCGGGAUUGCGACUGGCCAUCACCCUGCGAUACCUUGCCACUGGGGACUCUUACAAGAGUCUGGAAUACGGAUUCCGGGUGGCAAAUAACUCAAUAUCUAAACUGGUGCCGGAAACAUGCGAGGCUAUUUUCGCUGAGUACGUGGGGGAGUACAUGAAGUGCCCAAGUACUCCAGAAGAAUGGAAACUGGUUAGCCAGGCCUAUUCCAAACGAUGGAACUUCGAAAACACAAUAGGAGCACUAGAUGGUAAACACAUCGCCAUCAAAUGUCCUCGAAAUGGCGGUUCCAAGUAUUACAAUUAUAAGGGAUUCCAUUCCAUUAUAUUAAUGGCAUUAGUUGACGCAGACUCAAGGUUUCUUUAUGUAGACAUUGGCGCCAAUGGCCGGUGUUCAGAUGGCGGAGUUUUCCAAGACUGUACUUUGCGUGAUGCAUUGGAGAAGGGCAAAUUGGGGCUACCAGAGCCAGCACCGCUACCAAACGAUGAUCAGCCUGUGCCGUACAGCAUAGUAGCCGAUGACACAUUUCCAAUGCGUUCCUGGCUGAUGAAGCCGUACCCACAUCGACAGAUGACUAGGCAACAGCGAAUAUUUAACUAUAGAUUGUCCCGUGCUCGCCGGGUUGUAGAGAAUGCCUUUGGCAUUUUGGCACACAG
This is a messenger RNA of Anneissia japonica, 671 nucleotides long. RefSeq names its product protein ALP1-like. Lineage: Eukaryota; Metazoa; Echinodermata; Crinoidea; Comatulida; Comatulidae. The record is from RefSeq and is a predicted model, not a curated record. The transcript has a single exon. The annotation marks the transcript as partial.